CACUUCGGUCUCCCGUGCUGCGAUUUGCUUGCUUCGUCCUCCUCCGCGGAGCACUCAAAUGGCGGCGGCACGCGGGAUUGCCCUAGAUACGGAGGGAAGUGGGAGGAAAAGGAAGCGCUACGAUCCCGGAGGCGGAUCCUUACCGGAAGCGAAACGGAAGAGGAGCUACGACGAGGAGGCGGCGGCGGCGGCCGAGGUAGGGAAGCGGGAGCGACUGAGCAAGGAUCCACUGGAGGUGCUGGGGAUGGAUAUGAUGAUGAGGAUACUCGAGCUCUCCGACGCAUGCAGCGUGGCACGGUGCAGUGUGGUAUCUCGUGGCUGGCACGAGAUUGCAGUCAGCGACCAUCUUUGGGGACCAAAGUACCAGAAAUUGUUGAAAGAGAAGGCCCAUAUCCCGCUAUUGUCAAAUUUACAUAGGGCUUCAAGAUUUGCAGCUUAUUCCAUGUGCGUUAUGGAUGGAAAAAGGACUCGCAUUACGAAGGAGGAUCUGUAUGAUCAUGUUUGGGAGUUUCGUUUUAAGAAGGCUGCUCCUGAAUACUGGCGUGAUCUUGAUCCAUCAUGGAAAUGUUCAGGUCCUCCAAUGCACCGCUACUUCAACCCAGAUGGAUCCCACACUGCAGAUUUUGGCGACAAAGUUUGGGGCGGUCACGAGUGCACUUACUCGAUCAUUACCAGCUACGUAGGCAAGGGACAGAUCAGAGACCACUAUGUGAGGAUCAACCGUUGGCCUCCGCUGACUGUGUCAAGGAAAAAAGAUUGGAGUUGGGAGAUGCAGAACCAUCUUUACCGUUACAAUAGCGUUCCUAACGCAGAGAAGGACGGUGGCACCGGUCCCCCUUUUCCGGCGUGGUAGGCUGCCCAGUUGACAUUCCUCCCAGCGGGCUGCUGCUUGUGUUGAUACAUCCAUAUAAAGUGUAAUAAUCUGGCUUGUAAUGUAUAAUAGAUGGUGGUGUGCUCUAGUGUAUCUUAAAAGAAUCACCUGUUUCACCAGGACGAACAGGAAUCCAGUCUUAGGUGCUAUGUUCGGUAGGCUGAUCGCGAAUCUGGUUGCUCUGACUCGGCGUUAUUGUGAAAAAACAAUCAACCAUGCUUAGCAAAGUAGUUUUGUAUAGAAGUAAACUCUGGGAUGGAGUAAAAAUUUGAUGCAUUACCUUAGAGUUUGUA
Molecule: messenger RNA, 1164 nt
Organism: Zingiber officinale
Lineage: Eukaryota; Viridiplantae; Streptophyta; Magnoliopsida; Zingiberales; Zingiberaceae
Exons: 4
Coding region: 59-853 (264 amino acids)
Molecular function (GO): protein binding
Source: RefSeq, a predicted model, not a curated record